UACUUUAGAUGCCAAUGAAUAUUAUUUUAUACUGGUUAAUAUUUUAAAAAGUAUUAAAGAUGUUUUCUUAAUUGUUUUAGAUUUUUCUUAUUGAUCUUAUAUUUUAAUAAACCUUUUCAAGUUUCUUGGUUCAAUGAACAUGAUGGACUAUUCUCUCUGCCUGGGUAUUCACGAUUGCGAGAGAGCCGAACAGGAAGCACUCGAGAGAGAGAAGGAAGCGAUGGAAGCCGACGGAAGCGGUGAAGAUGCUCCCGGUCCCACAGACGAGGACGAAGAUUCUGCGGGAAGUGGACUGGGUGCGGCAGCCGGUCCGACACCUCCAGAUUCACCGCAGGCUACUUCUCGUAAUGAGGGUUUACCAAAUGGAGUACUGAAUCCUCUUAGAGACAUCUAUGGUCUUCAUUCCACAGAAGGUGCACCCCGUCGUGAAGUGUACUUCAUGGCAUUAGUCGACGUACUCACACACUACGGAAUGAGGAAACGGACCGCACAGGCAGCAAAAACUGUGAAACAUGGACCUAGUGCCGAAAUUUCCACUGUACAUCCGGAGCAAUAUGGAAAACGGCUAAUAGAUUUUGUUUCCAAAUCCAUGGUAUAAAAACAGGAUGUUGUUUGUUUUCAAAGUUAAUUUGUGUGACAGCAGUUUAAACAUGUGGAAUCUUAGUCAUUCAGUCCUAUUACACAUAAACACUCAAAAAAAAACAAAAAAAUAGCUGGCUGAAUGAAUUAUAUUGGCACUAAUUAUAUCUAUUCAGUAAUGAGACACUAGUGAUUUCUAGUGCAAAGUUAGAUCUCAACUUGUUACAUUCAAGAUAUUUGACACUCUCUGAUUUUACUUAUUUCUAUUUUUCAAGUAAUUUAACAAAGAUUAAAAUAGGAAGAAAAGCAUAUUUUUUUUAUUUUAAUGCCAUGUCCUAAAAUUAGAACGAAAUUUAGCAAUAUUUUAGAUAAUUUGAGAGUUUUAUUGUUAGAUAUCGGUGGAUUUUUUGAAGUUAAAACAUUUACCCUUCAUCUCAGAUUGCCUUUUUUCAGUAGUGAUCUCACAAGUUAAACAAAAAAAAAAAUGUUUUCAAAUUUUCUGGUAAGAAUAAUUUCUGAAUAGAUAUUAAACUCUAAUAUAAAAUGACAUUUUUAAUAAUUGCUCAUUCAUAAGUUAGUUUAAAAGAAAGUUUCUCUCAUAUGUCACAAGAUACCAUUUUUAUUUUUGCCAAACAGAAGAAUAUUAUAGCUCGAUAGUGGUUGUAAUAUUAAAUUCUAUGUACUAUAUUGUAUUUAUUUCAUAGUAAUUCCUCGGAUUUUAAUUCGGAUGCCUUACUUAACAACUACCAUUGAGUUAAGCCUUCUCUUGCUGUACCCGUUAUAUUAAAAAAAAAUGCUCUAAAUAGAUGCUUUUAAUUGUUUCUGUAAAAAAAAUUAGACAAGAACGUCUUCAAAAUCAAAACAUUCUUACAAUAAUUGAUACGCUACAACUCAUAGCAUAACGACAAUUACAUUACCUCAUACUUAAAACAGAAAAAAAUUACACCACAAUUUUAGAAAACUGGAUAGUUUUAAAAACCAGAAUAAUGUGCAAUUCAGCAUGUUUUAAUGCUAUUAGUUUUGUACCAUAUAAAUUUAAGGAAAAGAAAAAAAAUAUACAAUGCUUUACGAAUUACCAUGCAUGGGUUUUGCAAUAUUUACCAUAGAGAUUUAUCAGUCAUAGCACUUCCUAUAUAGCAAAACAAUUACGAAUACUCUUCUGGUUCUUUUGUAAUGAUAAUUUAUAAUCAAAUUUCAAUUUAUCAAUUUAAAUUGUUCAUCAUUGUUGUGAAGAAACUUUGUAAUUAAUUUGUAUCAAUGUUUAUAUAUGUAUUCAUUACUUUUCUUUUGUUUGAUAAAUAUUUUCCGCAACGGUCGCUCUUACGCAGUCGAAACGAGAUCACACAUCCGAGUGCCAAAAAGGGCACAAGAGUAAAAAAUAUGGGAAGUAAAUGACUGCAAGAAGUAUUUAUCAGACUCUGUAUUGCUUUAUAAUAAAUGUAAAUAUUGUAGUUGGUCAAGUAAUGUAAUAAGAUGUUUAAUUUUUAAUUAUCACAUUGUGAUUAAAGUACUGUGCUCACA
Messenger RNA from Centruroides sculpturatus (bark scorpion), 2100 nucleotides. RefSeq names its product phosphatidylinositol 5-phosphate 4-kinase type-2 alpha-like. The coding region runs from base 134 to 598 and encodes 154 amino acids. Gene Ontology annotation, biological process: phosphatidylinositol metabolic process. The transcript has 2 exons. The record is from RefSeq and is a predicted model, not a curated record. Lineage: Eukaryota; Metazoa; Arthropoda; Arachnida; Scorpiones; Buthidae. Gene Ontology annotation, molecular function: phosphatidylinositol kinase activity.